AUGGAUGAUAUAAAUGUGGAAGAUUUUAUAAAUGAAAUUGAAAUACGUCCUGCUAUAUGGAACUCCAAAAGUGACAAACACAGUAAUCGGACGGAAACAAAAAAUGCUUGGGAAGGUAUUUGUGAAAAAUUUAUAGAGGAUUUCAAAAAUAAAACUACUGGUGAAAAAAACUCAGCAGCAAUGGUACUUCAAAAGAAAUGGAGACAUAUAAGAGAUGCAUAUACAAGAGACUUGAAAAAGCAGCGAGAAUCAAAAAGUGGAUCCGAAGCAAAAAGACAACGAAAAUAUGUUUAUUUUGAUCGACUGCAAUUUUGGUCGGAACUGUAUGAAAUAAAACCAGAUUCAAAAGAAAAAAAUAAACAAAUUUGUAACGAUUCUACUGCGUCAACAUCGAAAAAUAAAACUAAGAGUUCAUCUGCCGACGAUAACAACGAAACUAAUGCGCUUUUAAAAAUACUUGCAGAAAGAAUACAGAAUAAAAAAAAUGCAAGACAAGAUGAUUCCGAAGAUGGGGAUAGAUAUUUUUUAUUGUCUUUAUUAAACGACUUUAAGAGGAUCCCGGAAAGUCGUAAAAUGGAUGCCAAAUACGACAUAAUAGGAAUAAUUCGAAAAUACGCGACGCCACAACCGUAUACUCGUGAUAAUUAUUCGGAAUUUUAUGAACAACAACGCGGCUACUUUACGAAUCCAUCUCCAGGAUCUCAAACACAAACAUCUAAUAAUCAGCUUCAGUCUACAGCAGAGGAAAUUGCAGCAAUCUCAUCCAUAUCUAAUUUGAGUGAAGAUUCGGAAAGUUCCAUAUAUAAUGAUCUUUUUACAGACGAUAUUCCCACA
Messenger RNA from Brenthis ino (lesser marbled fritillary), 834 nucleotides. Lineage: Eukaryota; Metazoa; Arthropoda; Insecta; Lepidoptera; Nymphalidae. The record is from the annotation of a GenBank genome assembly.